AUGUCGUCUUCCACUCCUGUUGUCCAAUUAGAGGAGAUUGACCUGUCUUUAUUCGAUGAAGGCCCAGAGGUCCGCCAGGCCCUUGCUGAGCGUCUUGAAAAAGCCCUCACUGACCACGGCUUUUUCCAGCUUGUGAAUCACGGGCUCGUGACCGACCACCUAUCCUCGAUUGGCCGUCAGGUCUUUGAAGAGCCAGAUGAAGUGAAAGCUAAGCAUAUUGCUGGCCAGAAUGAUCUACCAGAAGAGGCAUAUAAGCAGCUGGGCGUUGUUAGAGGCAGCGGUUACAAACCAAGAGGUUACUGGACUUACAUUAAUGACCAAAAAGAUAGAGUUGAAUUUUUCAACUUGCGCCAUUUUGCACACCCAGAGUAUGUUAAAGCCGCCAGCUACCCUCCAUCCGUGGAGAAGAGCUUGCCUGAGAUCACCUCUUAUUUUAAGCAGCUUCACAACAACGUUUUGCGCAAAGUCCUCUCGUUGAUUGACAUCAUCCUGGAGCUUCCAGACGGAACGCUUUACAAUAGCCACUUUAGAGUGGUCGAAAAUAACAUCAAGGAGUCUGCCACUGGCUACGGCAGAUUCCUGUUAUACCACGAGGCCGAUGACUCCUACAAUUCCAAGACUGGAAACACGCUGCUUCGAGGCCACACAGAUGCCAGUGCGCUCACAUUUAUCCUCUCAGAUCCUGUUCAGGCACUUCAAAUCAGACUUCCAGAUACUGAGAACACCUGGGGAUUUGUCCAGCACAAGCAAGGAGCGCUAGUUGUGAACGUGGGGGAUGCGCUUCAAUUUUGGACGGGAGAUUACUUUAGGUCGAGCGUCCACCGAGUUGCCUCGCCUCCUAGCCACCAAAAGCGGUCUAGCACAAUUUAUUUCUGCACCCCAACGUCCGCCACAUAUUUGGACCCAGACUCCUUGAACUCUCCAAAACUCAAGCGUCUGGGAAUAUACGCCGACAAGAGUCUGCAGCGCAUAACUCAGGGCGAGUGGGAUAUUGCGAAAGGAGCGUUUUUCAACAACACAAGCUCAAACCAAACAAAAGGUAUCACAAUUCUCGGCAGAAAGUCCCUUGGAUCCCUUAUUGGCGAAACUGUCGAUGCCUAG
Molecule: messenger RNA, 1101 nt
Organism: Ogataea angusta
Lineage: Eukaryota; Fungi; Ascomycota; Pichiomycetes; Pichiales; Pichiaceae
Exons: 1
Coding region: 1-1101 (366 amino acids)
Molecular function (GO): dioxygenase activity
Source: RefSeq, a predicted model, not a curated record